Pristis pectinata (smalltooth sawfish) is the source of this 2977-nucleotide messenger RNA. It is a transcript of the gene gcc1, whose product is annotated as GRIP and coiled-coil domain containing 1. The record is from RefSeq and is a predicted model, not a curated record. The coding region runs from base 177 to 2531 and encodes 784 amino acids. Gene Ontology annotation, cellular component: Golgi apparatus. The transcript has 3 exons. Lineage: Eukaryota; Metazoa; Chordata; Chondrichthyes; Rhinopristiformes; Pristidae.
GUCGCCUCAUCAGCGACCUUCUCAAGAUGGCGUACUUGUUGUUCUGUCGGCGACGUCAGCGAAGGGUCUCCGGCCGCCGUGGCUGUGCCUUGAACUGAGGGCCAACCUCGAUGACGGAUCGGAUUUCCAGAGGAGGGGCAUUCGGGAUGGACUCUUUGCUUUGAGAUCCACUUUGAAUGGUUAUGGAGAAGUUUGGUGUGAACUUUGGUGGUGGCCCAAGUAAGAGAGAGCUUUUGGAUACCAUUGAAACACAGAAGAAGCAGCUGCUCCAGUACCAGACACGGUUGAGAGAUGUCGUCCAGGCUUACAAAAGCCUCCUUAAAGAGAAAGAAGCUUUAGAAGCCAGUUUAAAAGUCCUCUCUGCAUCACAGGAAGUGGAUAAAAAUUUACAAAACAUAGGUCCUGCAAGUGCAGCCUCUGACAUUGGAGAUGAUCAAAGCUCAGUCCAUAGUGAGGACAGUUUAGGGACAGUGAAUAGUGUGGACACAGCAGCUAGUUUGACAAGUAGCAGCAAGGGAGAGUUAAAUAAUGAAGAUAAGGUCUUGGUGGAAUUGGAGGCUGGAGGAAGCUCUUCAAAGAGUGAGGAAGCUAACAGUUCUGAAAGUGGUAUCAUUGUUCUGAGUGGGGAACUGCAGAACCACAGUGAAACUGAUAAAAAGAUGCAGUUGAAAAGUCAGUUGGCAACACUGACCAAUGCUUUGGCAACUGUCACGCAGGAAAAAUCACGAAUGGAAGCUUCUUACUUAACAGACAAGAAGAAAAUGAGACAAGAGCUGGAAGAUUUGACACAGAGGUUUCAAGAAGAAAACUCCAAAUAUGAAGCUGAGAUUAAAAAAGUCCAAGAACAACUAGCAGAGGCCAAAGCACGAAUUAUCACCCAGCAACAUGAACGAGACCGGGAGCAGAAUGACCAUGCCACAAUGCUUCAUGAACUUCAAAAGUUGCUACAGGAAGAGAGAGCUUUGCGUCAAGAUAUUGAACUAAAACUUGAAGACACAAAGGAUAUAUUGACAUCAAAAAGCCAUGCAGCAGACAGGGUAGAUGACUGUGAGUCUCAAAUGAAGCAUCUGAGUAAGGAGGUGGAUGAGGUGAGGAAUGCACUACGGCUUGCUGAAGAAGAGAAGAGAAGACCAGACCCACGUGUACAGGAAUUAGAGGAGGAAAUGACUGAGACAAAGGCUCAUUAUCAGGCACAACUUCAGUUGGAAAUAAGGAAGGCUGCUCAGGCCCAGGAACAGCUACGUCACUUCUCUCAAAUGGAGGAGGAGCGUGUUGCAAAUUUGGAAACUCGAGUCUCUGAGCUCUCUGAGCUUGUAGGCACUUAUGACAAGUGUAAGCAGAAAGACAAGGUGACAAUUCACAAACUGAAAGAGCGAAUUAUACAAUUGGAUAUGGAGAACAAGACGUUGGCCAAUGCUGCAUCCAACAGAGCCUCAUUGGAUCCAAUGGUUGAUGAAUCUAAUUUGGAUGUGAAUAUUUUAAGAGACAAAAUGGAAAAGCUGAAAAAACUGUUGGCACUGGCAGUCCGGAAAUCACAGGAACCCUUAGAUAUGGAGAAGCUUUGUGAAGUUGAUUCGACAGAUGUACCUGACACAUCAGAUGGAGAGAAGGCUUCUGUUUUCUAUUAUCAACAUGAGUUGAAACAGUUGAAGGAAGAGUUUGAACGGUAUAAGAUGAGGGCUCAAGUUGUGCUCAAAAACAAGAAUGCUAAAGAUGGCAAUACAACCAAAGAGUUGGAGAGUUUGCGUGAGCAACUGGCAGAGUUGAAGGAGAAGUAUAUUUCCCUCCGCCUUGCAUGUGAUGAAAUGGAGGCCAAGCAUAAAUGUGACAAUGAGGCAAAUAAACAGUAUGUUGCCCAGCUCCAAGCAGCUCAUAAGAAAGAACUAGAAAAGGUUGAGAUCCAGUAUCAUGAACGAGUUAUUAAACUGGAAGAAGAAAUGCACAAGCAAAGAGACAGAGCUCUUGCAGUCUUAGCAGAGAAAGACCGAGAGACUGAAACUUUACGCUCGGGUUCCAGUGGGCUAUUGAGUCACAAAAACUUUGUUGAAAGCAAGUUUCCAUCUGAGGACAGUAGUCCUCAGAACGAAGAUGAUCUUCAAAAAGAUUUUUGUCAAGAUAUCGUGAAGCAGACUGCUAAAUUUUCAGGACCUAAUGAACCUACUUUUCUUCACUAUGCAGAACAGCUGGCUCGAAAGGAGCUUGAGAUCACAACACUGAGGAAGCAGAAACACCAAAUGGAAGCUGUAGUUCAUCAGCUGGAGGACAGUCUCCUGAUGGAGAAAGAAAGACAUAAAGAAGAUGUUGAAGUUCUUCAAGACAAGAUACAGAAACACCUCAGGGACAAAAAACGUGAAGGAGCCAACCUGGAAUAUGUGAAAAAUGUGAUAUACAGGUUCCUGACCUUGCCUGAUGCUCUGGGGCGCCAGCAGACACUGACUGCCAUUCUCACUGUUCUGCAUUUCAGUCCUCAGGAGAAGCAGAGUGUGAUGAAGCAGCAGGUCAGCAGUUGGUGGAGUUCUGGGAAAAGAUGAUCUGUGCAAUAUUUAUUAAUUCUUGAUUGUUUUUUGAUCCUAAAUUCCACUUUUUACAAGUCAUUCAUGUUGAUAGUUUUGUGCUAGGCUAUUUCUGUUUUUCUAAGCUCCAAACUAUGAUAUCAUUGCCAUUAACCUGAAAAUAAAACCUUCAAAGUCACCUCUACUGUCCAACCUAGCGAUAGUUCUGUAUUUGUCAAUGAUAUAAAGCUGGAAUGUUUUGUAAACUGGUUCAUAUCUCUGCAGCAAUUUUAAGAGGAUUAAGAACCUUAAAUUUGACAUGAAAUAAGAGAAAACAAGUUCCUUUUAAGCUUUCAGUGGGAAUAUUGUCUUCAUAAUAUCUGCUUCAUAUGCUGAUGCCAAAAAGCUUUGUCUUGUGAAAUAGCUUAUUGAGAAAAUUAUCUUUUUGGUUGCCAGUGCAGUUCUUAUUAUAAAAUGGAAUGAUC